CAUUAAACUGAACCAAACUAUCUCUUCCUGGUAAAAAAUUAGGCAAAGAGAUUAAAGAAUGAGAGAAAUAAAGGAGACAAAUAUGGAGGCUCAGCUUGGAGUUGACCUUUAGCAGUUGGGAGCCUGAGAGCUGCAGAGAGAGAAACAAGUGAAAUAAACCUCUCAGAUUCAGAUUGGUUCCAUUUGGAUUUAGGGUUUUCUUUCUUCUUCUUCCCCCGAAGAAAGAAGAAAGAAGAAAGAAGAUGAUGUUAAUGGCGUGGGAAGGAUAAUCAAACAAGCAAACAAUCCCAAAAGCGAAACAAUGGGGUGGAGGAAUGCGUUUGACAAUGCGAAGCCAGUGUUCGUGACUAUAUACGCCACUGUAAUAAUUGGGAUCAUCUUCUCGUCUUUGUAUGUGAUAUCGGCCAUUUACUCUGGCAAGUCUGCUGCAGAUUCCACCACCUCCUGGCUUUCCCGUUCUCCUCCUGUAGAGCAAGCACCCAAUGUUUCUCAACCAGGAAUAGUUCAAGCAGUUCCCACACCUUCACUAGAGCCUCGAAGCAUGUCAACAAGACCCAUUUGGGAAGCUCCUCUACACACAAAUAAAAUGCCACCCUUGAAGAAAUUUAGACUGAGCAAAGAACUGGUUCAGGAAAGAGUGAAGGAUAACAUCAUUAUUGUGACCUUUGGGAACUAUGCAUUCAUGGAUUUUAUCCUGACUUGGGUUAAACACUUGACUGAUCUGGGGCUUUCUAACCUUCUCAUUGGUGCAAUGGACACCAAACUGUUGGAGGCUUUGUACUGGAAGGGUGUUCCAGUAUUUGAUAUGGGCAGCCAUAUGAGCACAAUAGAUGUUGGAUGGGGAUCACCAACAUUCCACAAGAUGGGGAGAGAAAAGGUUAUACUGAUAGACUCAAUCCUCCCUUAUGGCUAUGAGCUCUUGAUGUGCGAUACAGACAUGGUUUGGUUAAAGGACCCACUUCCAUAUCUUGCUCGCUAUCCUGAAGCAGAUGUCUUGACUUCCAGUGAUCAAGUUGUACCAACAGUCACCGAUGACAGGUUGGACAUUUGGCAACAAGUUGGUGCUGCCUACAAUAUUGGAAUUUUCCACUGGCGGCCAACAGACGCUGCUAAAAGAUUGGCUAAGGAAUGGAAAGAUAUGCUUCUAGCUGAUGAAAAGAUAUGGGAUCAGAAUGGGUUUAAUGAUCUCGUACGGAAGCAGUUAGGACCACCUGUUGAUGGAGAGAGUGGACUUGUGUAUGCUUUUGAUGGAAAUCUCAAGCUUGGAGUUUUGCCUGCAAGCAUAUUUUGUAGCGGGCAUACAUAUUUUGUCCAGGCCACGUAUCAGCAAUUGAGGUUGGAGCCAUACGCAGUGCAUACCACAUUCCAGUAUGCUGGUACUGAAGGAAAGCGCCACCGACUACGCGAAGGCAUGGUUUUCUAUGACCCACCAGAAUACUAUGAUGCACCAGGAGGGUUUUUGUCAUUUAAGCCAUCUAUUCCAAAGACCUUGUUACUAGAUGGGGAGCAUAACGUCAAAUCACAUUUUUCUCUUAUUAAUUACCAAAUAAAGCAGAUAAGGAUGGCACUUGCUAUUGCUUCCUUGUUGAAUCGCACCUUGGUCAUGCCUCCACUGUGGUGCAGGUUGGAUAGGCUGUGGUUUCCCCACCCUGGCGUCCUUGAGGGAUCUAUCACUCGACAACCUUUUAUUUGCCCUCUUGACCAUGUAUUUGAGGUAAAUGUCAUGCUCAAGGAAUUGCCAGAGGAGAUAUUUGGGCCCCAGAUCAAUAUAAGAGAAUACUCAUUUUUUGAAAAUCCAUUGAUGCCAAAACAGGUGAAAGAAUCAUGGCUUGAGGUCCAGCUUUGUCAAGAAGGAACCCAAGACUGCGUUGCUUCAAAUACUACCAGCCCAUCAGGAGUGCUGAGAUUUCCAAAGAGAAGCAAUGAAGAAACGUUCAAGACAAUAUUCUCCUCAUUCAAGGAUGUAAAAGUAAUUCAGUUUUCUUCUAUGCAAGAUUCCUUCCCAGGUUUCACUGACAAGGCAAGGGAAGAGAAAUUCAAGAACCGCGUGAAGCGGUAUGUUGGUAUAUGGUGUUGUGUGGCGGAACACACUCCUGGUCACAUAUACUAUGACAUGUACUGGGAUGAGAAACCAGGUUGGAAACCUAUCCCACCUCAAACACCAGAGGAUGAUCACCCGCCACCAUAAAACCCUAGCUACACGCGGGUAUGUUUGUCAACACACAAGCAGAGCAUGGGAGAAAUACGGAAAGAAAUAUCUCACACGAAUUAGUUCCUAACUUAUAAUUAUAUCCAACGAAGAGGACUGCAUCCACAUUUGUACAUGGAGAGGCUGUGUCCACCUUAAGAAGGUAAUUUGAUGCUGAAAUGCCAUCAUGUUGUGUAUCAGUAAAGAAAUCUUUUUUGACGUGUAUCAAUAUUCCCAUAGCUCAAAUAAAAGGAAAACGGAAACUUUUUAUUUA
Molecule: messenger RNA, 2462 nt
Organism: Prunus avium (sweet cherry)
Lineage: Eukaryota; Viridiplantae; Streptophyta; Magnoliopsida; Rosales; Rosaceae
Source: RefSeq, a predicted model, not a curated record